AUGGAGUCGUUCUUCCUCCUAUCCUUUGACUCUCGUCAGUCUUUCAAGCGGAAUUGUCUCAAGGUGGCCACCAGGGAAGAAGUCAAAGAGGGCCCGAAGACUGAAAUAAUCAUUUACUCCGACAGCCAGGCUGCCUUAAAAGCCAUCCAAGCAUCCAGUGACCAGCUUCAAGAGGAAAGGAAUGCGCUGGACACAUUGGGUAGGAGGAAGACGGUUCGAGUGUGUUGGGUUCCCGGACACAGCGGAGUGGAGGGCAAUGAGCGGGCGGACGAGUUUGCGAGGCUCGGAUCAGCUCUCCCACCGAUAAGCCGGGAACCCUACCUUCAACUAAGUGAAAAACAUAUUUUCUAUAUCCUAGACAACUGGACAUGA
Molecule: messenger RNA, 372 nt
Organism: Anthonomus grandis grandis
Lineage: Eukaryota; Metazoa; Arthropoda; Insecta; Coleoptera; Curculionidae
Exons: 2
Coding region: 1-372 (123 amino acids)
Molecular function (GO): nucleic acid binding; RNA-DNA hybrid ribonuclease activity
Source: RefSeq, a predicted model, not a curated record